CACAGUCUCUUUCUGUGAGAUGGAAAUUUGGUUUAUUUAAGCUAGCAUCGAUCAAGGCUUAACCAAAAUCAAUCACUCUCAUCUUUGAAUUAGUUCUAGCUAUAGUUGCUGCCGGUUAUUAAUUUCCAGAAAGAGUAGAAAUUAAGAUCUCUAUAUUGGUGCCUGCAACGUCUUGGAGUGAGCAUCUUUCUGUGAAAAGUUUGGUUUAUCCAUCAAGGCUUAAACAAAACCAAUCAUUUCGAAAAGGAAAAGAAAGAUCUUCUUCAUCUUGAUUUGGUGCCUCCAACAUCUUGAAAAUUUCAAGCCUUCGUCUUAACUACAAGUCAUCCGCGAAGACAACAUUUGAUUGCUGAAAUAUUAGGAAGUUAUCAAAAUGAGAAAAUCGAUGAAGUUGUGGGGAAAACAUAUACAUGAAUCAUUGAAAGCAAAGUUAGAAGAAGGUACAUCAAGUUCGAUGAUUGAGCAAAAUUUCGACCCUUCAUUAUAUCUACAAGUCAUCCGUGAAUUGAUGGAGCUGUAUUACAAGCAACUUGAAGUACGUAUGAUUGCUGAUACAAUAGGAAGUUAUCAAAAUGAAAAAUUUGAUGACGCUGUGGAGUGGAUAAAUGAAGUGGAUAAAUUCACAAAGAAUAUCAAUCUGGAAAAGCCAGAUAAUUUCUUGGGGUGCCAUAACAUGCUACUUAGAAUAAGGAAGAUACGUGCCUCUGCGCCAAAUUUUACUUUCCAAGAUGUGAGAUCUUCCUCAAUGGCAACACUUCCUUUACGUGAAAAAUGCUACUGUGAAAUUUCAUCACUGAUUAAAAUACAUUGUUCUAUGUUGGUUAUUGCUAAAUUUACACCUGAAAGUGGUCCAGAGCGGAUAGCUGAGGUGGGAAAUUUCUUAGAAGAGAUCAAAGUGCAAUUAGAAGAAGAAAAUCCAGAGAUGAAUUCUGAUUGGUACUAUGACAAGUUAGCAGAAACAAGGACGCUAAUUGCCAAGUACGAUCUAUUUUCCCUCCAGUCUCAAGACGUGAGAUCUUCCUCAAUAGCACUGCUUUCUUUACAUGAAGAACUCCGCUGUGAAAUAAGGUCACUGAUUAGCGUGAAAUGUGCGGACUUGAUGGCUGUUGAGAGUAUAUCAACUAAUGAUGAUCUAGAAGAAGAUAAAGUUGAUAAAGAACUUCAUCAGGAGAGGAUAAAUGAAGUGAAUGAAUUCUUAACAAUGAUCAAGCUGGAAUUAGAAAAAAAAAUACCUGAGAAGAAUUCAGAUUGGUAUAGUAAGAAGAUAGCAGAAACAAGGAAGUUAAUUGCCAAAAAUUUUCCAGCAUUUAUCUUCCUAUCUCAAGAUCUGGGAUCUUCCUCAAUAACUAUACCCACGGUGGAAUCAAAAGCACCACCUGCUGAUGACGUGGGUUAUACAAAGGAGCAAUACUUGACUUCGAGCCUGCAACAUCUUCGAUUAGAAGAAGGUACAUCAAUUUCGACGAUGGAGCAGAAUUUCAACCCUUUAUAUCUACAAACCACUCGUGAAUGGUUGGAGCUGCUUUUGAAGCAAGCUGAAGAGCGUCGUAUUGAUGAGAUAUUAGGAAGUUAUCAAAGGCGGUAUCAAAAUGAAAAAUUCUAUGAACUUAUGGAGUGGAUGGAUGAAGUGGAUAAAUUCAUAAGUGAGACCUCACCUGAAAUGUCUGAUAAAAGUUUUGAGACAAAUUCUGAUUGGUGCAAGAACACAAUAGCAAGAAUAAGGAAGCUGCGAGCCAAACAUGGACCAAAUUUAACUUUCCAAAGAGUAAGCGAUGUUGGAUCUUCCUCAAUAAAUAUGCCCACGAUGGAACAACUUUCCUUACGUGAAGAAUUAUGCUGUGAAAUAACGUCGCUGAUUCAAAUAAAUUUUACUCAGUCAAAGUUUUCUAAUAAUCUUCAUGGCUUGAUUGAUGAAGUGGAUGAAUUUUUAACAGGGAUCAAAAGACAAUUAGGAAAACGUCCUGAGACAAAUUCUAAUUGGUGUUUUAAUAUGAUAGCAGAAACAAAGACAUUAAUUGCCAAAUGGGAACCAGCAUUUUCUCUCCAAUCUCCAAAUGUGAGAUCUUCCCCAAUAGCACUACUUUCAUUACAUGAAGAACUCCGCUGUGAAAUAAGGUCAUUGAUUACCAUGAAAUUGGUUGACUACUUGUUAGUUGAUCAUAGUACUCCAGAUUAUCUAGAUAAAUACGAGAAAGCACUACAGGAGCAGACAAAUGAAGUGAAUAAAUUCUUAAUGGAGAUCAACCUGCAAUUAGAAGAAAAAAUUCUUGAGAAGAAUUCUGAUUGGUACUGUAAGAAGAUAACAGAAACAAGGACGUUAAUUGCCAAACGUUAUUCUGCAAUUCCACUAGUCCUACCUCAAGAUGUGGAAUAUACAAAGGAGAGUUAUCAUGUUUUUCUCAGCUUUAGAGGAGAAGAUACUAGAUACGGCUUUACACGUAAUCUCUAUGAUGCUUUGCAAAAAGAGAGAUUCAAGACCUUCAUGGAUGAUGAAGGGUUGCAAAGAGGGGACUCAAUUUCACAAGUUCUCAUGAGGGCAAUUGAAAAUUCAAAGCUUUCAAUUAUUGUUUUCUCUGAAAAUUAUGCAGACUCUAGUUGGUGUCUCGAGGAAGUUGUUAAAAUUCUUGAGUGCAAGCAGAAGAAUGAUCAACUAGUUUGGCCAAUCUUUUAUAAAGUAGAGCCCUCAGACGUGAGGCAUCAGAGAAAUAGUUAUGAAAAAGCUAUGAUCAAACAAGAAACAAGAUAUGGAAAAGAUUCUGAGAAAGUGAAGAAAUGGAGGUCCUCAUUAUCUCAAGUUUGCGACUUGAAAGCUUUUCAUUACAAGGAAAAUAGUGGGUACGAGCGAGCUUUUAUCCAAGAUAUCAUAAAAGAUGUCAUGAAUAUUAGAGAUCGCUUGUAAGCAUGGAUAUGGUCAUGUUGACGAGAAGAAAGAUUUCACCUUUUCGGUGUUGCACAAGAGAGAACUAAUAUAGCAAUGUCAUUUUGAUUCUUUUGCUUUGCUGGUUGUUCUGUUUUUGUUUUGUUUUUUUUUCUGGCUAAUUGAGUGAACAUGUUUGCUACUCUGUUUUGGAGCAUUGUUGAAUUACUCAACUACUGUUUAGUGGCAUUGUAAUAUCAGAUAUGAGAUUUGUUAUUAAGUUAUCUGAUGUGAGUGUACCCUUAAA
Lotus japonicus is the source of this 3164-nucleotide messenger RNA. RefSeq lists its product as uncharacterized. The record is from RefSeq and is a predicted model, not a curated record. The transcript is spliced from 6 exons. Lineage: Eukaryota; Viridiplantae; Streptophyta; Magnoliopsida; Fabales; Fabaceae. Bases 374 to 2899 code for a protein of 841 amino acids. Gene Ontology annotation, biological process: signal transduction.